Molecule: messenger RNA, 2517 nt
Organism: Symbiodinium sp. CCMP2456
Lineage: Eukaryota; Dinophyceae; Suessiales; Symbiodiniaceae
Source: the annotation of a GenBank genome assembly
AUGGAUGCUAGCCACAACAUGGGCUACUACCACGGCGAAGGCUGGCACGCUGCAAGCUUCGCUGCACAAGGACACGCGUGGCACGAGGAUGCGACGUGGGCAUGGCAUGAAGGAGUUUGGCACCCUGGAUGGUCUGAUGCUGCUUGCUCUUGGGACGGAUCCUGGUGGGGCGAAGCCGUGGCAGAGGAAGGCGAUGCUUGGCCGCAGGCCAACAGCGUAGACCACCUCGGUCCCAAAACCGCGGCGGACGAGCGCACCGCCCAGAUUCAUUUCGCAAAGACUUACCAGGUGCUCAACGAGGCCAUCGAGAAGCAUCCUGCUGCCUUCAGAGACAAGUUCUCAUUUCUGGACUUGGGCUGUGCGCCCGGCGGCUUUUCGCAGCGGAUGCUGGAGGAAUCCACCUUGCCGGCCUUUAUUUUGCUGACCAGUGGUCACUGGCCUCGUGACGGCAUCGGCAAUGGUGCAUCGGGUCUGGUCAUGUCUGUGGCUGUGGCCCCGCAAAUCACGUUCUGGACACUGGGAGAGGAUGCACGUGGGCGAGAAGCAGACGGGUUGGAGGUGCCCCACAUGUUGGACUGCGAAGGAGAAGGCUGGCCCCAGGAGUGGCGUUAUUUUCGCCUGGCUGCAGCGGAGGCUGUGGCCAAUGGCUUCGAAAGGUCAGAAGCAUUGGAGAGAAUGGCCUUGAAGAUAGAGGAGCAGUGGAAUCACUGGGUCUGCCCGAGAUCUCGGCAUGGGGAGGAGUGCCGCAGCAGCUCAGAGCUUGGCUUUGACUUCGUCGCCGAAUUGCACAGAGAUUGUCGCGACUCAAACAACUUCGAGCGCUACCUCAUCAGGCACUAUUUUGAGAAUACCAAGACUGAAUACCAAGCACUUCAGGCACCCUCGGGCUUCUGUUUGUAUGGAUAUCUGACGGCCCUGAUGGUGCUCGCCUGGCACAAGCUCCCAGAGCAUGUCGGAGACGCUUUGCGACGUGUCUACACCGCGCGGCACCUUCUAGGCCACUAUCAUUCCUUUGACUUCUUGGAGUCUUCUUCCUGGCCGGUCUCUUCAUUCCUCGUGCUGGUGAACUUCCACGCCGGCGGUACUUGGAUCCCGUUGAACUCUGCUCCAGACUAUGCACAUCCUGGACAGUACGGCUCAGCCUUCUACUACGAGCGGCUGGCCUGGCGUGGUACCGCGGAGGCUCUGAAAUCAGCUCCCGGGGCCGCUCCCUUCUUCCUCCUUCCCGGGGAAGGUCCUCCUCACGAGUGGCGUGGACUCGGAGCUCCGAAGCAGCAUCUCGUCGUCUGGCAGUUCUGCAUCCACACUUCGACGGCCGGUGAGGCUGUGACGAUGAUCACUCGCUUCCUUCAUGACGACUACCGCAUCGAGUUCCGUGGCAACUCACUCGCCAUGCAACUGUGUGCUAACUACCGACCAUCGCUGUGCGCAUCUGGCCGAAACCGAGAGUACCUCGAUUGGUUGUCAGCACGAUUUGAGGCAGAGGAUGCCGCCUUUUCCGAGCUCUCGGAGAGUUUUCAAAAAGAGAUGAUGCCACAGCUUGCAGAAGCCGAUGUAUGGAUGUGUUCGAUCCCUGCCGUGUGGUGCUGGCUGCUUUGGGAUGCGGCCAAAGCUCAUCAUCGGCUCCAUGGCGCGCAUCCGCCGAUUUUUGCCUACCUAGGUCUGCCGAUACUGCAGUAUGUCCACCGAGACGACCGCACGUCCUUCUUGGAGGCUUUCGUCGAAAUGGGAAAAAGUGAGAGGAACAUCCUGGCUGCCAACAAUGCGUACUUGGCCGAGGAGGUUGCAUGGCAAACUGGUCUCAAAAUACCGACUCUUCGAAUCCAUGGCCUGCACACGAAUGCUACCUACUACCCGCUUCGUAAUUCAGAGGUCCUGGUCUCACGUCCUGGGACAAGUGGCGGAUGGCAAGAGUGCGUUCUGGAUCGUUUUGUGGACGCGAACCCCCAGUACAAAUUGAAAUUCGUGCAGUUCACAAACUUGUUGAACCCGGACACAACAGAAGAGGUCUACAACAACACGCUCUCAUACCGGUCUUUGGCGCAGUUCCGGGCUGUGGUGGGAUUCCCUUAUGAUACCUCCUUGAUGUUUUUCUGGGAGUUCUACUCGAUGAACAUGCCAACUUUCGUUCCUUUCCAACUCUGGCAUUGGGGCGUGUUCGGUCAGCACACGCGACCAGACUUGGAGCAGCCUAGAAUUUUCCCUGGAGAAGGCCAUGCACUCUCAUCUUUGAUUGCAGAAGAGGACCGGCUUCCCUACUCGCCCUUUUUUGACGGCUUUGGCCCUCUGGAUGUGGAACGUUCGAUCUUUUGGUCCAAAUACACCGACUGGGCGAUGUUCCCUCACGUGCAGUACUUCCAGUCAGUGCCAGAUCUCAUGAUUCAGCUCAUCACGCUCGAUCUGCAGGCGGUGUCUUCAGCCAUGAAGAACUUCAACGAGGAGUGUCUCAUGAAAAGCGUGGCGGCAUGGCGCUAUGUAGUGGAGCGCUGGCUAGAUCUCGAAACUCUGACUGGGUGA